UUUUCUGCAGAAAUAUAAAUUUUAGUUUUACUAAAUAGAAACAUUUAACAAUAAUCAUGUGCUGGUUCUCAAUGGCGAAGUAUCUUCUUUUUGCUUUCAAUUUUGUGUUGUGGCUCGGUGGUGCUGCUGUACUCGGAGUUGGAAUAUGGCUCGUAGAAAGCGGCAAUGAACACGUUGAAGUGGUUGGGAUAACGAUAUAUGAAAGCGGAGCGUAUGUUUUAAUAGCAGCUGGCUCUGCCGCAUUUCUUCUGGGCUUUCUUGGUUGCUGUGGAGCAUCGAAAGAAAAUACGUGUCUGCUGGGAUUGUAUUUUGGUUGUGUGCUAGUCCUGGUCAUUUUACAAGUUGCUGUUGGAAUCUGGGCUUUGGCUAAUUUUAACGACAUCGACGACGCGGUUGCCACAAGCUUGGAUGCGUUUGAUCUGUCAAAACAAAGUAAUGCAGACGCUUACAGAGAUAUAGAGCAGGCGUUUCAAUGCUGCGGCAAGACUAACAACACCUGCCAAGACUGGAAAGGCGAAAUAUCACCUUAUAAUCCGUACGGCUGUGAAUGUGAUCCAUCUGCUUAUACCGAUGCCACAAUAUGUAAGGCUUACCCGACCGAAUGUACUCCAACUGAAAAUAAAACGUACGACUUUAUAUUUACCAAGAGUUGUCAGAAGGCAAUCACAGACUUUGUGAUUGAUAACAUGGAAAUCAUCGCUGGAAUUGGGCUCGCCAUUGGGCUAAUCGAGAUUCUGGGACUCAUAUUUUCAUGCUGUAUGUGCCAAGCUAUCAAGAAAAACCAAGGAUAUGCAUAAACAUGUUAUUCAUUGGACCGAUAAGAUUUAAUUUUAGCUAUUAGUUAUUGAUCACAUAAUUUUAAUCGAACCGUACUUAUCGUUUAAGCUUGUAAAGCCAGAUGAACGCAAAUAAAAUUUUGACUUGACAAAAUAACUCUUAUCCUUUUUAAGUUUUCUCAUUAUACUUAAAAAUAAUUCAGAAUACAAUGAAUUACACGUUUUUAUCGAAAACAGAUUUUUAAAAAUAAUUAACUGAAAAUAUAUAUUCAAAAUUACAUCAAUUUCAAAUUAAAAUUCAGUACAAUAUCCAUAUCUUUUAGCAGUGUUUACAUACCAAGUAUGACGAGUCUAAUCUUGUUAUUUGAAUAAUAUUUGGUACAUAUUUCGAGUAAAGUUCUAUUUGUAACUCGUUUCGAAUAAACCUAGUCUCUAGAAUUAGCUGAUUGCAGUUCAGUAAACGUCCCAUUUUGACAAUAGUUUCGUCAUGUAUUUGUAUCUAUUGGGUACCAUACAUACUUGGAGUGAAAGUUCAUUUGUAAUUUGCAAUUCAGUAAAUGUCCCAUCUUGACAACAGUUUUGAUAUAUCGAUGUUCAAUGGAUAAAAUGUUUUACAAGGUUGACGAUUCUGAUGUGUAUUAUUAUCUGUUUAUGCUAAUUUCAACUGAAAACUCGUUUAAUUUCUCGUGCUUCGUUAGUGGUUAAUUUUUAUCAAAUAAUUGCUUAUAUAUGUUUAAUAAAAA
Messenger RNA from Styela clava, 1519 nucleotides. Its product is annotated as CD9 antigen-like. NCBI's taxonomy places the organism in Eukaryota, Metazoa, Chordata, Ascidiacea, Stolidobranchia, Styelidae. The record is from RefSeq and is a predicted model, not a curated record. Gene Ontology annotation, cellular component: plasma membrane.